Messenger RNA from Brettanomyces nanus, 2418 nucleotides. RefSeq lists its product as uncharacterized. The transcript is spliced from 2 exons. Gene Ontology annotation, molecular function: monoatomic cation transmembrane transporter activity. NCBI's taxonomy places the organism in Eukaryota, Fungi, Ascomycota, Pichiomycetes, Pichiales, Pichiaceae. Gene Ontology annotation, biological process: transmembrane transport; monoatomic cation transport. The coding region runs from base 1 to 2418 and encodes 805 amino acids. The record is from RefSeq and is a predicted model, not a curated record. Gene Ontology annotation, cellular component: membrane.
AUGAGUUUGGCACAAAAGAUUGUAGUGUUUGGAGGAAAUGGGUUUCUAGGCAGGCGUAUUUGUCAGGCCUCAAUUCGUAAAGGCUUCAAUGUCACAUCAGUGUCGAUGUCGGGUAAAGAACCCAAAUUGGUUACACCUUCGGAUUCUGAGUGGAUAAAAAAGGUCAAUUGGACAAAAGGUGACGUGUUUAAACCGGAGACGUACAGAAAUGAAAUCAAAGAUGCUGUUGGAGUGGUUCACAGUAUAGGUAUUUUACUAGAGAACCAGAAUUACAAGAAAGUGGUGAGCUCUACAGAUGAUACAUUUGGAGUGAUUGAGAGCUUUUUCACGCAGCCAAGUGGAAAUCCAAUGAAAAAAAGGCCAAAAACAGGGGCUAAGGAUGAUGAUAAUGGAGAACCCAUCAUUGACAUGACAUAUGAGCGAAUGAAUAAAGAAAGCGCUUUAGUUUUGGCAGAUGCAUUGAUCGGUUGCAACAAGACCAAACCUGCCUUUGUUUAUAUUUCGGCAGAUAGGGGAUUUCCAGGAAUUCCCUCAGGAUAUAUCGAGUCCAAAAGACAAGCAGAGUACGAGUUGUACCAGCUUCAACCGGAUAUUAGACCCAUUCUAAUGAGACCAGGAUUUAUGUUUGACCAGGAUGCGGAGAACAAUGGCAACUUUCGCCAAUCGAUAAAAAAGUUGCUCGAUGUGGCUAAUGUAGUCAACAGUAAAGUGCUAUUCAACCUGCUUGACGGCAUUAUUCGGCCGGCAGUUUCUACACAGACAGUGGCAGAUUGGGCUGUGCGCAUGAUGCAAGACAAAGAUUUCCAUGGGCCCGUUUUGAUGGACCAGAUGCUGCAAGUGAAAUCCUACUAUACGAUCUCUGAGGAGGAUCCUCUAGCUGACAGACCAUACACUCCGAUUACUGGACGAUCUAGACUUAGGACUCCGAAUGCUAGCUUCUUUCACAGCGACACCAAUUUGAACAAUGCUAGACGAUCAUCAGUAAGCGUGAGUAAUCCUGCUACUCCUUUACCGGAGUACAAACACCGACUCAGUAUGUUUGUUGAUCCUAAAGUAAAUCCGACCAAACUCUACGAGAGGGUCCAUUCAUUGGUGUCGAUGAGACCUUAUCGGUUGAUAGGCGGCGCAAGGAGGUUCAUAGAUUGGUCUAAGUAUCUAAGCAGCGAAGAGAAGUUGCGCAGGGUUCCCAAGGGACCCGUCCAUCAUUUCUACACCGAGCAGAAUGAACUCAUCGAAAGAUAUAUUGAUGUCGAUAAACUUCUCGAUACCGGAAUUCACUAUGAGAUGAUCCAGAAUUACGAAGAUAAUACAUCUUCUGAAAACAGUGAGAGUGAAAAUGACGAGGAUGAUCGCGAUGGAGAUCAUACCGAAACACAGGGUGACGUUGAAGACUACGACGACGACGACCACCACCACCAUAGCAUGCAGUCCGCAACUGCUCCCUUCCCAUCUGGCGAACACCACGCAUCAAAUAAUGCUGUCCCCGCAAACAUUGACUCGGAAACAGCCAGAGUUCUUGGCGUAUCAGAAAAAUCCGAUAACUCUAUCGUCCUUACUGCCAUCUACAUCAACUUUGCUAUCAAUAUUCUUCUUCUACUUGCCAAAAUGGUUGUUGUUUAUACCUCCAGAUCCAUGUCCAUUAUUGCUUCGUUGGUGGAUUCUGUGUUGGAUUUCAUGUCCACUUUGAUCAUCUACUUUGCGAAUAAAUAUGCUGCAAUCAAGUCAUCUCGGUUCCCUAUUGGUAGAAGACGGUUGGAGCCAAUUGGUGUUCUUGUAUUCUCUAUCGUUAUUAUCAUCUCAUUUCUGCAGGUGCUUAUCUCCUCGGUAGAGAGACUUUUCGAUAGAGAUCACACCAUAGUGACUCUCUCUGCGUCCUCUAUUACCAUCAUGCUUUCUACGGUACUUGUCAAGUUCCUUUGCUACCUUUGGUGCUCCAGUAUCGAGAAUUCCUCCGUAGAAGCCUUGGCAGAAGAUGCCAAGACAGAUGUUGUGUUCAACACUUUCUCACUAGUAUUUCCACUUAUAGAAUGGGCUUUUCAGAUUUGGUGGGUAGACGCUACAGGUGCUUCCCUCCUCUGUCUCUACGUCAUCUUCCAGUGGGGAAUGAUCACUUUCGAGCAUAUCGACCACCUAAGUGGAUCCCACGCCUCCAUGGAGGACUACCACGAAAUCCUCUAUUUAGUGACACGAUUCAGCGAUAAAAUCAGUGCUGUGAAAAACUACAGAAUCUAUCAUCAGGGCGAUCUUGUCAAUGUGGAAGUCGAUAUUGUCAUCUCCGAUAGAAACCUCAAUCUGAGGGACUGCCACGAUUUAGGGGAGUCGCUACAAUAUGCCAUAGAGACGUUGCCCUUUGUGGAAAGAGCAUUUGUUCACUUGGAUUAUAAGGUAAGAAAUUACGUAGGACAUAUCGACAAAUGA